Molecule: messenger RNA, 1615 nt
Organism: Sitophilus oryzae (rice weevil)
Lineage: Eukaryota; Metazoa; Arthropoda; Insecta; Coleoptera; Curculionidae
Product: heat shock factor protein-like
Exons: 10
Coding region: 371-1339 (322 amino acids)
Biological process (GO): regulation of DNA-templated transcription
Molecular function (GO): sequence-specific DNA binding; DNA-binding transcription factor activity
Source: RefSeq, a predicted model, not a curated record
AAAUGACAUAACCCAACAUAACCUAUGAUUAUAAAAGUUAUAAAAACAAAGUUAAUCACAAAGUUAAUUUAAUAUUAUAAUAAGUUAGACGAGGUAUCUAUUUUCUUUUAUAGAAAUAAUCAUAAAAUUUGGAAAAUGCAGCCUCAUUUAGACAAUUUGCUUAUCCCAGCUUUUCUGACUAAAUUAUGGAAAAUGGUUAAUGAUUCAAAUACUGAUUCGUUAAUUUGUUGGAACAGAGCGGGAAAUGGUUUUAAGAUCCAAAAUAAAACCCAGUUUUGGUAUGAGUUACUACCUUUGUACUAUAGACAUAACAAUAUGAGCAGUUUUAUUCGACAACUUAAUAUGUGUAUGUAACCUUCUUAAAAGAAUCAUGAGCAGUGAAACCAGGUUGAACUUUGGUUUUAAUUUCGUUUCUUUUUGGGUUAAUUCAGAUGGCUUCCAUAAAGUAUGUACUGUUGAAAGUGGCUGCGCUGAUGUGGACAAAGAAGAAAUGGAGUUUUGCCAUACAUUUUUUCAACGGGAGCACCCAGAAGAUCUAAAAAAUAUUAAACGAAAAGGAACCAUAACUAAAUUUGAUGAAGGCCAAGAUGUAUUUAAGUAUAAUGAUUUAUCUAGGGUUUUAACAGAUGUAAAGCAUCUUAGAGGUCUGCAAUCUGGUAUUGUUUCACAGUUGUCUGCAAUGAAACAAGAGAAUACUAUGCUAUGGAAAGAAUUGGCUUUACUUAGACAUAAAGAUAUGAAGCAGCAACAAAUUGUUGACAAGGUCAUUCAAUUCUUAGUUACGUUAAUACAACCAAAUCAUAACAGUAGAAUGGGACGUGGAGGUAAAAGAAUCCCUUUGGUACUACAAGACAGUCCCAACAAGAGACUGAAAAUUCAGCAAAGUAUUGAUUGCCAACCUAGUAUUAGAAGUUCUCCAAUUGAAGAGUUUGAGAAUUAUUUUCAUAACAGAAAUGAUUUUCUUGUUCCAGAGGAUGAUGUAGGUCAAACAUUUUUAAACAACAUUGAAUCUUCCGUCACAAGUAAUAAUGGCGCAGAUAAUACAUCAGAUUAUGGAGAGUCAUCUGACUUCUCAGGACUUGUAGGAAGUUUAGAUAAAUUCAACAUCCCAUGUAAAAGUACAGUUAAAGAUGCAAGUAAUACCUACAAUCUGGAGUCUAACCAGGCAGACAUGCAAGUAACAACCAACAAUCAAAUUAAAUUAAAUUCAAGGGAUAAUCUCUUUCAUUUAGAUGAGACAGAAAGUGAGUUGGAACAACUAAAAAAUAUUCUGAAUAGUUAUAAUACUUCUGAUGACAAUCCUUUAUUAAAUCUUUUAAAAGAUGAACAUUUAGAGUAAUGUAUAAACAUACAAUUCACAAUAUUCAGACAAGAGAGCUGAUAAGGUAUUAACAAACAGUAAUGAGCGACAGCAUAGACAUACAGGAGGGAAAUUAUUUUGUCAAGUGGCCUUGGAGAUAAUGUUAUUUCUACUUAAAAGUGAGGAGUAUUUUUAUUUGAAUGCUUAGUGACAUCUAAAAUUAGGUUUAUCAAACUCACCCUUAUUAUAUUUUUGAUAUAACCAUUUACCUUUCAUUUUUUUUGUGAACAUCAUUUUGAAAAUAAAGUGAACAAU